Molecule: messenger RNA, 1706 nt
Organism: Lolium perenne
Lineage: Eukaryota; Viridiplantae; Streptophyta; Magnoliopsida; Poales; Poaceae
Product: UPF0481 protein At3g47200-like
Source: RefSeq, a predicted model, not a curated record
GUUAGACACCGUCCGUAAGAAAUUGGGAGUUCACGGUCGGGGAAGGUGAGGUACAACUCCGUUCCCGCCACGCCUCUCGUUGUCUUUCCGAUGAUCUCAUCCCUCUUUUAAAACCCCUUGCCGGCGCCUCGCCGCAUAAUCGUUCUCUUCUCCGCAAGCGCGCGCUUUCGUCUGGCACGAUCGCCAUGGAGGACGAGAGGAAUGGCAGCGGAUCUGCUGCCGAGAAGAGCCGCUUCUUCCGUGACGCGCGCGUGGAGGCGAUGCAGCGGCGCGUCGACGCGGUGCACUCCGAGGCCGAGGACCCCUACACGAUCUUCCGCCUCCCGGCCACCGUGCGCGGGCGGCACCCGGACCUGUACGAGCCCAAGGUCGUGUCCGUGGGGCCCUACUACCACGGCCGCGCCGGGCUCGGCGCCGCGCAGCAGCACAAGUGGCGCCUCCUCCGAGACUUCCUCUCUCGGGGGAGCAGCGAGAACGCCGACGACGGCCAGCUGGGCGCGUGCCUGCGCGCGGCGUCCGCGCUCGAGGCCGACGCGCGGCGGUGCUACGCGGAGGGGUUCGACGAGGUGGGCGCCGACGACUUCGCGGAGAUGCUGGUGCUGGACGGCUGCUUCCUGCUGGAGUUCUUCCUGCGCAAGGGCGAGGGGCAACUGGCGGCGCCGGGGGGCGCCAAGUGGGCGUGGCAGCACAUGUACCACGACGUGCUCCUCCUGGAGAACCAGAUCCCCUUCUUCGUCCUCGAGAAGCUGCACGCGCUCGCCUUCCCCGGCGAGGGCGAUCGCGACGCGCUCCUCGACAUCUUCUACAAGGCCUUCGCCGGGGACCUGCCGUCGAGCCGUGCCAUCCGGCCGCGCAGCGGCAAGACGAUCCACCACCUGCUGCACCUGCACUACGAGUGCAACGUGCGCAACCCGUCCACGGACGCCGGCGACAUCAAGGCGCGCAAGGCCAACGGCAACGGCAGCGGCGACGCCAACGGCGCGUCGCUGGCCGUGUGGAAGCAGUCGCCGGUCCCGUCCCCGCGGUCCAGCGACGGCGCCGUGAAGGGCCGGCUGACGUCGAUGGUGCCGCAGGCGGCCAAGAUGGAGGACGCCGGCGUGACGUUCAAGCGGAAGCCGACCCCGCGCGACAUGUUCGACAUCAGCUUCCGGUACGGCGUGCUGCACAUGCCGGCGUUCGUGGUGGACGAGGCCGCCAAGGUGCUGCUGGCCAACCUGGUGGCGUUCGAGCAGGGCGGCGGCCGCGCCGCGAGGCAGCUGGACGGGGGGAACCUGGUGACCGGGUUCGUGGCGCUCGUGGGGUCUCUGGUGAACACGGCGCGGGACGUGGAGGUGCUCCGGCGGAGCGGGAUCAUGCACUGCAUGGUCACCCACGACGAGGCCGUCAGGUACUUCAGCCACGUGGUGCAGUACACCACCAUGGACUACGACCGCCACCUGCUCGCCUGCUUGUUCCGGGACAUCCGGGAGCACUGCCAAUGGAGCCGAUGAUCCAUCGUGCGCACGCACGCGCGGGUGCUGCCGGAUCACACAGCCGUUUCAUUUUCCGAGAGUCUCACUUGGCUUUCUUUACACGCCGAUAAAAAGCCAAUGACUUCUUUGUUCUUCCCUUUUUUUUGUAGUAUACUCAUCGUGCAAGGCAGCCCGUUUGUUUAACUAAUAGUUUGUUCCAUUUUCCUUCUAUUUUAUUUAUUCUUAUUUGGCUUU